UUCGAUUCCCGGCACCUCUACACCAAAAAAGUCUGCGGGGAGGGCUCCAUUCGCGCCGUCUCCUACAACAUCCUGGCCGAUACCUAUGCCCAGACGGAGUUCUCCCGCACCGUGCUUUACCCGUACUGCGCCCCGUACGCUCUGGAGCUCGACUACCGGCAGAAUCUCCUCAAGAAGGAGCUGGUGGGCUACAGUGCCGACCUCAUCUGCUUGCAAGAAGUGGAUAAGACCGUCUUCGUGGACAGCUUGGCUCCAGCCCUAGAUGCUUUUGGACUCGAAGGGCUUUUCAAGAUUAAGGAGAAGCAGCAUGAAGGCCUGGCCACUUUCUACCGCAGGGACAAGUUCAGUCUCCUCAGCCAGCAUGACAUAGCUUUCAGCGAAGCCUUGCUCUCGGACCCGCUGCACAAGGAACUGUCUGAUAAGCUGGCCAAGUACCCCUUGGUGCAGGAGAAGGUGCUGCAGAGAUCAUCUGUGCUGCAGGUUUCAGUUCUUCAGUCUACAUCAGAUCCUUCCAGGAAGAUUUGUGUAGCUAAUACCCACCUGUACUGGCACCCAAAAGGUGGGAACAUCCGUCUCAUCCAAACUGCUGUGGCCUUGUCUCACAUCAAGCAUAUAGCGUGUGACUUGUAUCCUAGCAUACCAGUCAUAUUCUGUGGAGAUUUUAACAGCACACCAUCAUCUGGAACUUACAGUUUCAUUAACACUGGUGGCAUUGCUGAAGAGCAUGAGGACUGGGUCUCUAACGGUGAAGAAGAGAGGUGCAAUAUGCCUCUAAGCCACCCUUUCAAACUGCUGAGUGCUUGCGGAGAACCUGCUUAUACAAACUACGUUGGUGGAUUUCAUGGGUGUCUGGACUACAUUUUCAUCGACAGAAAUGCACUAGAGGUUGAACAGGUCAUUCCAUUGCCAAGUCACGAAGAAGUAACAACCCACCAGGCUUUGCCAAGUGUUUCACAUCCUUCUGAUCAUAUAGCACUAAUAUGUGACUUGAAGUGGAAAUAGAUCAGCUCUCGCAUGGAGCUUUAGGGGGUUUUCAAACAAUGAAUUUAAUUUACUGCUGGGAAACUGAGGU
This is a messenger RNA of Mesitornis unicolor (brown roatelo), 1072 nucleotides long. It is a transcript of the gene PDE12, whose product is annotated as phosphodiesterase 12. The record is from RefSeq and is a predicted model, not a curated record. Gene Ontology annotation, cellular component: mitochondrion. The annotation marks the transcript as partial. NCBI's taxonomy places the organism in Eukaryota, Metazoa, Chordata, Aves, Mesitornithiformes, Mesitornithidae. The transcript is spliced from 3 exons. Gene Ontology annotation, biological process: nuclear-transcribed mRNA catabolic process, deadenylation-dependent decay. Gene Ontology annotation, molecular function: 3'-5'-RNA exonuclease activity.